Messenger RNA from Chilo suppressalis (striped riceborer), 1979 nucleotides. The record is from the annotation of a GenBank genome assembly. Lineage: Eukaryota; Metazoa; Arthropoda; Insecta; Lepidoptera; Crambidae.
UCCUCUCCUUAGUGCAACCGAGGCAACUUCAGUACGUAGCCCGACCUCAUGCGCGAGAGUCACGUCAACCUCGCCCGCGAACAAAAUCAAUUUAAAAAAGAAACCGUUAACAAUUAAAAUACCGGUAAACAUCUGUGACACAACCUGUGCUCUUUGGUAUUGGAUUUCAAAGUGAGAAAAGCGAAAAACGAGUGCAAAGUCUGUGGCAAUGGCGAAAAUUCGCUAAACGUUCACCCCAAAUGGUAAACAAAACACUAUUUCCCAAUCCCAAACAUGGAGGACGUGUACACAAUCAGAAUAAAGACCAAGCCAGACACAAGAAACUUGUAUCCAUCUGAGAGGAGAUACUCUGCGUCCACAGUGUCUGGUUUGGCAUGGGUGCAUAUUGCUUUAGCCGCUACGUCAUUCUUGUUAGCGUGUUUAGCUUUAGUGAACCCUACAUUGAACGUCACAGAAAGCGUUAGCAAUUCGACAGAGGCUUACGGCAACGAUACAACGCAAGACAAUACUACUGAAGUUCUAACAACACGCAACAAUAGUUACAUAUUAGUCGUAGCGCCGUCAUUGAUUACAAUAUUCGGUUUGGCAGCUGGCAUUACUUCUAUUUUAGCUUCAGUGAGAUGGUACAUCGACCGUAAUAUCACUUUGUUGUUCGUAAUGUCAUGCUUAUCGACACUUGUAGCUUUUUCGUCGCUUCUAAUGAUCACCGUGUGGUUUAUAAACACAACAGAAGGUGAUAUAACAGAAUUCUACAAGGACAAAAUUCCCUUUAAAGACAUACUCGUUAUUAAGCACACUGACGUAAUAGACAAAAACGAUUCGCAUUUAAUAGUCGCUUUAAAUCAAACUACAGAGGAGGGAGAAACGUCCAGUUUGUUCACUAAAAGAGUUCUAUCUAUAAACAUUCUCAUAGCAGCAUUCCUAGAAUUACUAUGGUCUAUUUUGAGCGUCAAGAUAUCGUAUAAAGGCAUGAGAAACAAUUACAAAGACGAUGGUGGCGGACGGCGAGGUAAUUGCAUAUCAGUUGUUACAACAAUUAAAGGCAAUGACCCGAAAAAUUUGCCGAGAAACGGAAAACUGCCUAAGCCCGAUUUAAUAGAACACUACCCUAGUAAAAAGAUCAAAAGAGUGUUUUUAGCACAAAACGAUAACGGCUUUUAUUUGAAAAACCAAAAUGGAAAAGCUAAGAAUACUGAAACGAGUUCAGAGUUUUACAAAGAGAGAAUGAUGAAUUUCUUGAACAAAUGCGCCUCCAUGGAAGGUGUUUCUAAUCCAGAGAGAACGCCCAGUGUACAAUCAGAGUUCGUAUUGAACACAAUACCAGAAGUAGCGAAUGUCGAAGUCAAUUUAGACAAGAGUCCAGCUAAAGACACCAGCGUGACACCUGUAAGUUGGGGCGACUCCCCAGACCACACAAUAUACAACCAAAACAACAUAAACUUUGAUAAGAUCUUCAAUUUCAAGAGAAAAAUCGACAACAACAACAAAGAAAGCGAAAAGUGCGAUGAGGCGAGUGAAAAUGUGCAUCAGAAUAAUUAACUGAGCGUGACUUUAUUGAAACAUUUAGUGGAUUGGAUGGAAAGUUGCUGCAGAUUAAUACGACCUUUGGUAAACGAUGUUAGGGUCGUUGCGUUGCUUUUGUGUGUUAAUUCAAGUGAUUAUAAACCUUUUUUGCUGUGAAAAUUUGGAUUACCUACUUACCGAGAGAUUUUAGUUUGUUAUAAUAUGCUAAGGUUUAAUCCUCGCCCUGUUUAGUAUUCAGUUUUCCUUUAGAAUAUAGAUAUGUAAAUAUAAGAUUAAUUAUAGAUACAACAUGUCGCCUUUCCAUGUUGUGAAAAGAGAUUAAUAACAUGAUAUAUAAAAAUUACGUUAAAUUGUAAAUGAAUUAAUUAAUCAUUCACUAAGGCCCGUAUUACAAAAUGACAACUAAGUGUUGAUCUUUACUUGAGUACAGUUAGAAAGGGAUAUCGCUAUGUGCU